Molecule: messenger RNA, 1109 nt
Organism: Pelecanus crispus (Dalmatian pelican)
Lineage: Eukaryota; Metazoa; Chordata; Aves; Pelecaniformes; Pelecanidae
Source: RefSeq, a predicted model, not a curated record
GCUAUCUUCUGGGGAGUGAGGAUUAUUAUUCUCAUGACCGUUGUGUCCUCAUCAAAGCAAAGAACGUAACGCGCUGUGCUUUGGACUUCCGAGAUGGAGAAGAAGUUGCAACAAGAUUUAAAAACAUGUACUCUACUAAUUUAUUCACAGAAAGAGCUAUACACCUUAUAGCCAAUCAUAAAACUGAGAAGCCCCUCUUUCUCUACCUUGCUUUUCAGUCUGUCCAUGAUCCUCUUGAGGUCCCUGAAGAAUACAUGAAACCAUAUUCCUCCAUUAAAGAUGUAAAGAGGCGCCAUUAUGCGGCAAUGGUGACUCUUAUGGAUGAAGCUGUAGGAAAUCUUACUGAUGCUCUAAAAAGAUAUGGUCUUUGGGACAACACAGUUCUUGUUUUCUCCACUGAUAAUGGAGGACAGACUUUGGCAGGUGGGAAUAACUGGCCACUGAGAGGAAGAAAAUGGACUCUCUGGGAAGGAGGAGUGAGAGGAGUAGGCUUUGUUGCAAGUCCUUUACUGAAACAAAAAGGUGUAGAAAGUCAUGAACUCAUCCAUAUCUCUGACUGGCUGCCAACACUUGUGCACCUAGCUGGAGGACAUACCAAUGGCACUAAGCCUUUGGAUGGCUUUGAUGUUUGGAAAACUAUCAGUGAAGGAACACCUUCCCCCAGAGUGGAACUGCUGCAUAACAUAGACCCCCUGUUUGUGGAUGACUUCCCAUGUCUUGGCAUUGACAACAGGACAUCUUUACCACAGAGCAGUUCUUCUCCAUGGGAUGAUACACUUUUCAAUAUAUCCAUGCAUGCAGCAAUCCGACAUGGAAAAUGGAAGUUACUAACUGGAUAUCCAGGCUGCAGUCAUUGGUUCCCUCCACCAUCUUUGUUCAGUGAGUCAAAGAUUCAAUCAUCUGAUCCACCAACAAAGAGACUUUGGCUAUUUGAUAUUGUUCGCGAUCCUGAAGAGAAAAAUGAUUUGUCUGAAAAACACCCUCAUGUGGUGGAAAAACUGCUCUCACGGCUUCAGCAUUAUUACAAACAUUCAGUGCCCGUGUUCUACCCUGAUGAGGAUCCCCACUGUGAUCCAGCAGCAACUGGGGCUUGGGGUCCUUGGGCAUAG